Molecule: messenger RNA, 3278 nt
Organism: Serpula lacrymans var. lacrymans S7.9
Lineage: Eukaryota; Fungi; Basidiomycota; Agaricomycetes; Boletales; Serpulaceae
Exons: 7
Coding region: 1-2181 (726 amino acids)
Biological process (GO): mitochondrial respiratory chain complex III assembly; protein insertion into mitochondrial inner membrane from matrix
Cellular component (GO): mitochondrial inner membrane
Molecular function (GO): ATP hydrolysis activity; ATP binding
Source: RefSeq, a predicted model, not a curated record
AUGGACGCUCUCAAAUCGCUCGUUCAACCCCUCGUAGGCGGCGCAGGAGGCUCGUCCGUCAUUGACGGCAUGAAGCUUGUCGUCCUGGGGGGAACCGUAGAGACAGCAAGGAGAGUCUCUAGCUCUGCUUGGUGCGUCUCUUCUCUUCUCAGAACCACACCUACUCACCCACCCGUUCUCACCCUGUCCCAUGCUGAGCUCAGAGUUUCCCCCUGCACAGCUUUCUUCCUCACCGCCCACUUCUCAGAGGAAGACUAUCCCUAUGACUGGCUCAUGCUCUGGCUCUCUCGCCGUCCCGAGUGGCAGCGUUCCAGAGAGUUCGAGACGACCACUCGCACCACCACCCCCGGCUUCUCCGGCUCGCGCACCGCUGACAACUCCUUCUGCGACGAAGAAGAAGAAGACGAUGGGGACGACACAGCCCCAGGCAAAGUCAAGACCCGCGUCGUCUUCCAACCCACCUUCGACACCACCCACACUAUCUACUACAAGGGCCACUGGCUCAGAGUCAGGCGUGGGAGAAAGAGCGACGGGAGUGGAUGUGAGGUGUUGUCGAUAAGUGUUGUGGCAAGGAAUAACUCGAUCUUGAAGCAGCUUGUGCUGCAGGCCAAGAAAGAGUACGAGGCCGAGGCGAUACACCGCAUCCAGAUCUAUUUCGCAGACUCUCAUGGUAGCUGGCGCUGGACAGACUCGCGCCACAAGCGUCCCAUGUCGUCUAUCGUCCUCAACCCAGGUGUAAAGGAGAUGCUUCUCAACGACACGCGUGAUUUCUUGAAAUCCGAAAAGUGGUAUGCUGACCGUGGUAUCCCUUUCCGUCGUGGUUAUCUCUUGCAUGGUGUCCCAGGCUCAGGAAAGAGCUCUCUUAUCCACGCCAUUGCUGGCGAGCUCAUGCUCGACAUCUACGUUGUCUCGCUGUCUUCGUCCUGGAUCAGUGACAGUACGCUCCAGACCCUCAUGGGUCGCGUUCCCGCACGAUGCAUCGUUCUCUUGGAGGACCUCGAUGCAGCGUUCACGCGGAGCGUCACCCGUGACAAGAACUCGACGGGCACGCCCGAUUCAUCGAGCGCUACAAGCGAGGAGGGCAACUCGUCUCCCGAGCCUACGUCGAGUGCAAACAGCAGGCAUAAGAGGCACAAUAAGGACCAUAUUUCGGACGUGAACACGCUGAGUCUGAGUGGUUUGUUGAAUGCACUGGAUGGUGUGGCCGCGGCCGAGGGCCGUAUUUUGUUUGCCACGACGAAUCAUCUUGAGCGCUUGGACCCUGCUCUUUCUCGUCCUGGUCGUAUGGACGUAUGGAUAGAGUUCAAGAAUGCAUCCAAGUGGCAAGCAGAGGCACUUUUCCGCAAUUUCUUCCCUUCUACCGAAGACGAUGCCGAAGUAUUGGAAGGUGACCUUGAGGGCAUUGAUUUACCCGGUCCUCAAUCGCCCACUACGAGCUCCAACGACUCCUCCCUAUGGUCCAUGUCACCCUCGUUCUCCUCGUCUACUUCCUCGCUGGUGUCGAGGUCGACUAAGAACACGACCCCCGGUUCAGGUGCCGAGGAGUUUGGCGCGAAGAACCAGGCGUAUUUGCCUCCCCCUGUGGAGGAGCACAUCGCUGCAUGCCAACACUCUGCGAAGCCACUCGAUGCUGCGAAGUUGGCACAACUUGCAAAGAAGUUUGCGGACUCGAUUCCCGAGGAGGAGUUUAGCGUUGCCGCCCUGCAAGGAUAUCUCCUGAAGAACAAGUCACAGCCUGAGACGGCCGCGGAAGAAGCCGCCCCAUGGGUCAUCAGCGAGCGAGAGCUCAAGGAAAGGCUAAAGAAAGAGAAGGAACAACGCGAGAUCAAGGAAAAGUUGGAACGCGAGAAACGGCGCAAGGAACUCCUAGAAAAGGAGAAGGAAAAGGCCGACCUCGAGAAGAAAGAGCUUGAGCUCGCGAAGCUUAAGCUGCAGCUCCAGGAACAGGGGACCAAAGACAAAGCCUUGGCUGAGAAGAAGGAAGCGGAUAAGGCUGCGACUUCUGUGGAGGCAACUGUUAUUGCAGACGCGAACGCGAAUGCCAAGGGUGAAGAUACCGGUGUCAAUGAAACCAAGGAAGAGCUGGCUGCUGACGCGGAUAGCGACGAAGAGAACGUGCCUCCUUCGUCGUCGACUCCUUCUGAAGUGACGUGGGUCCGGGUCGUGGAAACCUCAAGCUGACUAGAUACACCUGAAGUUCAUGUCGAGGACGCCAGAGACGAAGUCGUCCCUAGUGUAGCCGCACUUGCAGCUAUGGACAAUGGCGACGCAUCUAUGACGGAUAGAAGACCCUCGGUACAAAUUCUGAAACGGCAAACUUCGGACACUCUGAUGACAAGGCAUGCAGGCGGGUUUGCGCUUGUGUAUGCUAUGCUCGAUCUCUAUUUGUUUCACCUGUACGCUUUUUUCCUGCAACUCAAUUUCUUGGGGGGUAGGAGGCAAGUUUGAGCUUUGACUUAGAUCUGAUCUUACGAUUGGAGAAGGUGUUGGGCCCGACUAUGUGAUCCCCUUCUUUCCCCUAUUCUUUUUGUUUCGUUUUAUUGUGCUAUAUACACCAGAAAUACUUAUAUAUCUCACUCCCCACGUUAUCAUCCCUCCCCCAUUCCCAUCGGUCCUCAUUCCCGCAUUAUUCAAAGCUUGUUAUAUAUCCAUCUGUCGCUGCCGGUGUUUCCGUUUUCUUUCUCUUUUUUCUUUUUUUGCUCAUCUGUAUAUUUUCUCCCCAAGUCUCUUCCCACUCCCGUCUCUCGCGCGCGAUCUCUCUAGUUGCUUGCCCGGCACCCGUUCCCUCUCUCUCUCAUCAUCUCGCAUCUAGUUUUUGCUACAGGGUCAUAGUACCUUUUUGUCUGGUAGUUUUGGUCAAAAUGUAUAGUUUUUUUGAUGGCCUGCGUUGUGUGAUUUUGUCGAGUUUUUUUUGAGAGUAAGUCAGAGUUUCAGGUGUGACACUCGGUAAUAAAAUAAAGUCUAGUCUGGAUGGUGAAAAAGUUGGGUUUUCUUGGGAUUGUCAAAAUACCUUUGUUCAAACCUACGAUUGCCAAGUCACCUAUAUAGUCGAGCUCAUACAGCCUCAAACGAAAAAGCUUCUCAAACGUGCAUUAGGCAUUGACAGUCAUACGCGACAACACCGAGCCAAGAAAACAUGCACUGCUCCCAUCUUCUGCCAUGACCACCGUGUCCCUCUCGAUCCCAAAGUAGUGGGGUCAAUUUGCUCGGCGGCUGCGGACAAGUGCGCAACGCGAGCACAGGCCGCACGAAUGGGAUUCAUCGACAGGAUUCGGUCC